Messenger RNA from Phalaenopsis equestris, 3486 nucleotides. RefSeq names its product formin-like protein 5. Gene Ontology annotation, biological process: actin nucleation; actin cytoskeleton organization. Bases 384 to 3131 code for a protein of 915 amino acids. Lineage: Eukaryota; Viridiplantae; Streptophyta; Magnoliopsida; Asparagales; Orchidaceae. The record is from RefSeq and is a predicted model, not a curated record. Gene Ontology annotation, molecular function: actin filament binding. The transcript is spliced from 7 exons.
AAGAAAGACAUAGGGUGACAAUUAUAUUGAUGGGGAUAGUCUCGACCGCCAUGGAUUGGUCCUCACACGGCUUUGAACGCAGGGAGCUUCCCCUCCGCCGUAACGCCCCUGCAAUCGGCGGCUUCAAGUUAAAAUUUGACGCCUCCUCCACGGAACUAACCCUAGAUCGCGAUUCCAUUGAUUUUACCGUCUCUUGAUUCCGCCGGAGCUCUACUUCCGGCUCUCGGCGAACUAAAAUCCGAGAUUCAGAUCAUCCGCUUAUCCUCAUUUCCCGUUUUAGUCGAGGACACUUUUCUGCUUGCAUUCAGUCUUGCUUCACAGUAUCGAGACUUGAGAUAGUAGCUAGACUGUUGAGGUAUAUGGACGGUAAGCAGAGCCGAUGAAUGAUGAGGACGAGAUGUAUUAUUGUUUUAGCCUUUUGUGCGGCUUUGUUUGUUUAUUCCUUCCCGAGGGAAUCGGGAGAUAACCUGGGAUUACUAGUAAGAUCACGGGAUUUGGAUCUGGCGCCUUUGUCGGAUGCUCAUGAAGACAUGAUGGAGCAAAUAUGGUCAAAUUGCAAGCUGGAUUUGUUUGGAACAAAUUCUAUUAUGGGAGUUGUGAAUGAAUAUAUAGCAGACCAAAAUGCUGGCGAUUCUACUAAAUUUGAUCUCAAGAAAUUGCCUUUUCUAAGGGCAAAUUUACAGAAUGCCAUUAUUAAACUUCCUAGUGACAUAAGAUACCCUCUUAUUGAUUGUUUGAUGGACCAAAUUCUACUUUUUCCAAGAAAUAGAUAUUCCAGGCGUCCAGCCAGAUUAUUUGAUCAAAGUACUCUUUCAAUAAAGCAUCUCGCAGGUCAAUCAGUUAAUAACUUGUUUUCCUCCGUAUUUCCUGCUGCGGUUUUGACACCACUUCGCCGUAACCUAGUUUCAGAAACAAACUUGGUCACCCUUGGUGGACUCAAUAGUAAUACGUUACAACCUUCUAGUGAAGCUCCUGCACCAGAAAAUGAUCCUGAGAAUUUAUCUCCAGCUCCGAUAUCUGGUGGUUAUCUUGCUCCAGAAGAUAAUAAUCCAAGUCCUAAACAUGCCGUUGCACCAUCAGAACAGAAAAGCAACAACACAAAAACAAUCAUUAUUGCUGUGGUUGUAACUGCGACAGUUACUCUAACUCUUGCUGCACUCUGCUUUUGCUGCUUCUAUAGAUAUCUCAGAAACAAAUAUCAGUUUGAUAAUGGGCAAAGGGAUGAAAGGCCGCUUUUAUCCUUAAGUGAUAUUUCUGUUUCCUCACACAUGGCUUUUGGUCAAGCUAAUUCAUUCCACAAUGAUAAGAAUGGUUCCUUGCCUUUAAAGGCUGAUCCAAACAGAAAUGUUCAGGCUUUACCUUUAGAUAGCCUGAGUAACUCUCAGUUAGAUGCAGCAUAUUCCAUAGUUUCCAGUACAGUUGACCCCACCAAAGCCCCUAAUCAUGCUACUGAACCAGCUCCUCCACCUCUACCAACCAUGAAGGGUCCUCCUGUUUCAAUGGUUUCUACCAUUCCUCCUGCUCCCCCUCCUUCGCUUACAAACCCAAUGCCACCACCUGCACCGCCAGUAGGUGGACCUCCACCUCCGAAAGGUGGGCCUCCAUUACCAAAACACACUCCACCCCCAAAAGGUGGUCCACCACUGCCAAAAGUUGGUCCUCCUCGCCCACCACAAGCAAGCUCAAGUUCCUCCACAGUUCCCCUUGCCACAUCACGUAUUUCGGCAAAUACUUUUGAUAGUGAUGGUUCCAAGACUAAGCUGAAACCAUUUUUCUGGGAUAAAGUAAUGACAAAUCCUGAUCAAUCAAUGGUCUGGCAUAGGAUUAAGUCGGGCUCAUUUCAUUUUAAUGAGGAGAUGAUUGAAUCAUUGUUUGGAUACAAUGCUGCUGAUAAAAGCUGGAAUGAUGCCAAAAAGGAUAUGGUAAGUGAUCCUUCUGCCCGCCGCAUUCAAAUUUUAGAUCCAAAGAAAUCCCAGAAUUUGGCAAUUUCUCUGAGGGCCUGGAAUGUAAAAGUAGAAGAAGUUUGUGAUGCAUUAAUGGAAGGAAAUGAGCUUCCAGUUGACCUGCUCCAAGCAUUGUUGAGAAUGGCACCAACGUCUGAUGAAGAACUGAAGCUUAAGCUGUUUAAUGAUAACACAGCCUUACUUGGACCUGCAGAACAAUUCCUGAAAGCUAUAGUAAAUAUUCCUUUUGCUUUCAAAAGAAUGGAUGCAUUGCUAUUAAUGACUACUCUACAAGAGGAAUCCACAUUUGUGAAGGAAUCUUUAUCAACUAUUGAGGAAGCCUGUAAGGAGCUCAGAAAUAGCCGUUUAUUUUUGAAACUACUUGAGGCAGUUCUUAAAACUGGUAACCGUAUGAAUGAUGGUACCUUUCGUGGAGGAGCACAAGCAUUUAAGCUCGACACACUUUUAAAGCUAUCCGAUGUUAAGGGUGCCGAUGGGAAGACCACUCUCCUUCAUUUUGUUGUUCAAGAGAUUAUCCGAUCCGAAGGGAGACGUGCUGUUCACAUUGCCAGAGAAAAUAGGAGUAACUCGAACAUUUCCAUCUCUAGCUCUAAUUCCAAAGAAUUAUCCGAAGAGCUUCCUGAACAAUCCGAAGAUCUGUACCGAACCCUCGGCCUUAAGGCCGUUUCAUGUAUGAGCAGCGAACUUGAGAAUGUAAAAAAUGCGGCUGGAUUGGAUGCGGAUGCCCUAACCAUUACAGUGGCAGGUCUGGGUCACAGAUUGGUGAAAACGAAGGAGUUCUUAAACACUGAUAUGAGAAACUUGAUGGAGGAAAGUAGUUUCCAUGACUCUCUUAAAGCUUUUGUUGAACAUGCCGAGGCUGACAUUACGUACCUGUUGGAAGAAGAAAAGAGAGUAAGAUUAUUGGUGAAGAACACCACUGAUUACUUUCAUGGAAGUGCGGGGAGAGAUGAGGGGUUAAGAUUGUUUGUCAUUGUGCGGGACUUUAUGGGUAUGGUGGACAAGGCUUGCAAAGUGGUCAGAGAAACUCCCAAAAAAGUGAUAAAAAGACUAGAAAAUAAGGACAAUCCAACAUUACAACCAAUUCCGGAACCACGACGAAUGCUAUUUCCAACAAUUAAGGAACAACAUAUGGAUGAUUUCAGUUCAGACGAGGAGGGAUCCUAACUGUUAAUAUCAAUAGGUAGCGGCUCGGCAAAUCUUAUGUUGUAAAUUUUGUGGAAACUGAUUCAGCUUAUGGUGUACAUAGGAUGCUGGAAAUCUUUGGGCAAUAAGUUUCUGAUGAAUGGAGCUCAAAUGUUUGGAUGGAUGAAUUUUUACAGCCUCUAUUUGUUGUUAUUGAGUCAUAAGAAUAUAGGUAGGCGUAGAAUUAACUGCUGAUACUGACUGUAGCCUAUUUGUAAGAGGCUGCCAGUCUCUCCCAUUAGAAACUUGAGGAUUUGGAUUAUUUUUUUGGUUUGAAAUUUUGUUAGGUAAAUAGUGUAAUGAAAUUAGCUAGAAUUUUUGUUAGAUAAAAUGUCUA